GUUCGACGCUUUAGCCGACGGAGGAGACUCUACCAAAAAAGGCCUCGCCGCCGUGCUCCGCUCCGCCAUCGCCACCCGCCGCCGCCGCCGCCGCCUGGCGGAUCCGUUCGUCUUCCUCGUAUCUUCCUACGUUCGGAGGUUCUGAGCGGUGAAGAGGGAGGGAGGUGGAGGAGGAAAAGGGGGUGAUUGCGUGAAAGCGGAGCGGUCGCAGGGAAAUGAGACGGAGGGAAGAUGCGGACUAUCUGUGACGUAUGCGAGAGCGCUCCGGCUGUCUUGUUCUGUGCUGCCGAUGAGGCUUCCUUGUGCCGGCCAUGCGAUGAAAAGGUCCAUAUGUGUAACAAGCUUGCUAACCGGCAUGUACGAGUAGGACUUGCUGACCCCAGUGAAGUUCCUCGUUGUGACAUAUGUGAAAAUGCACCUGCCUUCUUUUAUUGUGAGAUAGAUGGAAGCUCCUUGUGCUUGCAGUGUGAUAUGAUUGUACAUGUAGGAGGAAAGCGAACCCAUGCAAGAUAUCUAAUGCUGAGGCAAAGGGUUCAGUUUCCAGGUGACAAGAGUGGUCAUGUCGAAAAUUCCACAACCAAGGCAAAAGACCCAGUGGAAUAUGGGAGGGAUCACAGAAUGGUGAUGAGGGAGAAAACACCAAAUCACAAGUCAUCGUCUGCGCCUGCCUCAGACGCUAACAAUGAACCUAAUGGCAAAGCAGAUUCUGAAAUGAUCGAUCUCAAUUCUCGUCCUGCUCGAACUCACGGGCAAGCUUCCAAUAGCCAGACUCAACAAAUGGAUCUCGCAAACAAUAAUAACAACAACAAUCAUGGCAUGCUGGGCAUUGGUUUGGUUCCCACUGGUCCACCCAACGCAUAGAGCCAACGGCGAUAUGUUUCGACAGCUUGCUCGUGUAUAUUAUGCUUUAAUUUUUGUUCUUGGUUUCCUACUAUUGUCAGCUGAACCAUAGCCACCUCAAACUCUAAUCUCUGUCUAAAGAACAUGCUCAGGCAUUUGCAAUUGCUGCUAGUUUUCUCUUGUAUCCUAACUGUGAUGCUGUUUUCGCAAAAUAUGGGAUUUCAUCGAGUUCAA
This is a messenger RNA of Zingiber officinale, 1074 nucleotides long. Its product is annotated as B-box zinc finger protein 19-like. The transcript is spliced from 5 exons. Gene Ontology annotation, cellular component: nucleus. NCBI's taxonomy places the organism in Eukaryota, Viridiplantae, Streptophyta, Magnoliopsida, Zingiberales, Zingiberaceae. The record is from RefSeq and is a predicted model, not a curated record. Gene Ontology annotation, molecular function: zinc ion binding. Bases 232 to 861 code for a protein of 209 amino acids. Gene Ontology annotation, biological process: regulation of DNA-templated transcription; photomorphogenesis.